Molecule: messenger RNA, 1776 nt
Organism: Trachemys scripta elegans
Lineage: Eukaryota; Metazoa; Chordata; Testudines; Emydidae
Gene: SSC4D
Product: scavenger receptor cysteine rich family member with 4 domains
Exons: 11
Coding region: 1-1776 (591 amino acids)
Cellular component (GO): membrane
Source: RefSeq, a predicted model, not a curated record
AUGGACAGCGCUGUGUCGAUGGGACAGCUUCUCCGCCUCCGGGGAGUCCGCAGCGUGCGGCCAGGGCAAAUGUUGAAGAGGAAAUCCUCAGGGGAAGAGUUGCCCAGAUUUUCCCGCAUCAAAGCCUUCCCUCGGAUCGCCAUUUCAAGUGGCGCACGCAACAGGGCAUGCCCCAUGGCGUCCCGCAACGCCUCUGAUUCUGCUCCCUUGUCGUUCCCAGAGGUGCGGUUGGUCAAUGGGCACAGCCGGUGCCAGGGGCGUGUGGAGAUCCUCUACAAUGGCUCCUGGGGGACGGUGUGCGACGACGACUGGGACCUAGUGGACGCCAACGUGGUGUGCCGCCAGCUGGGUUGCGGCCAUGCCCUCGCCACGCCGGCCACCCUGACCUUCGGCCACGGGCGGGGGCCCAUCUUCUUGGACAAUGUGGACUGCCAAGGGAGGGAGGUGGCCCUGAGUGAGUGCGGGAGCCGUGGCUGGGGCAUCCACAACUGUUACCACUAUGAGGAUGUGGCCGUCACGUGUAACGAGCUCUCCCCCACCCGGGCAAGCAAAGGACCAGCGAGCAGAACCGCCACAGCCACCCUGCCGAACGGGAAGAGCGAUGGCAGUGUUCGGCUGGUGAGCGGCGCCGACCCCUGCCGGGGCAGGGUGGAGAUCUUCUACCAAGGGACCUGGGGCACGGUGUGCGACGACGACUGGGGCAUGAGCGACGCCAGCGUGGUGUGCAGGCAGGCGGGCUGCGGCCGCGCAGUGGCACACAAGAGCAACGCCUACUUCGGCUACGGCACGGGACGCAUCCUGCUGGACAACGUGAACUGCGAGGGCAGCGAGCCCCGCCUCUCGGCCUGCUACAGCCUGGGCUGGGGGAUCCACAACUGCGGGCACCACGAGGACGCGGGCGUCAUCUGCACAGGGCUGCGGGUUUCGACGGUGGCACCAUUCACCACCUUGGCUGCCCGGGUCUACGGAGAGUCAUUCACUGCCACUGCCACAGUGACGGAUGCCGGAGAUCAGCCCUCGCCAGAGACUGAAGUGAUCACAGCGGCCCUUCUGGCCGCGGGCAAGAGAAGUGGCAGCAUCCGGCUGGCGAACGGGAACAGCAGCUGCCAAGGCCGGGUGGAGGUUCUGUACCGCGGCACCUGGGGCACAGUGUGUGACGACGACUGGAGUUUCACCAAUGCCCAGGUGGUCUGCCGGCAGAUGGGCUGCGGGGUGGCGGUGGCGGCCACCAUUCUGGGCUCUUUUGGUUACGGCACCGGGCCCAUCCUUCUGGACAACGUGGAUUGUGCCGGCCAGGAGGCUGACCUGGCGAAUUGCUUUCACCUGGGCUGGGGGCAGCACAACUGUGGGCACCAUGAGGACGCCGGCGUCAUCUGCAGAGGUGUGGACGAGUCCGGAGAUCAUUUCAGAGAAGAUGCUUUUGCGACCGCCACCUCAGCCACAACUCGUCCCAAGGACGGAUUCCUGCGCCUCGUGAACGGCAGCCACCGCUGCGAGGGCCGCGUGGAGCUGUUCUACCUGUCCCAGUGGGGAACCGUGUGCGACGACGCCUGGGACCUCCGGGACGUCGCGGUGGUGUGCCGGCAGAUGGGCUGCGGGGGUGCCCGGGCCGCCUGGGGGGAGGCGCGCUAUGGCCCAGGCACCGGCUACAUCUUCCUCGACAACCUCAAGUGCAAAGGCGACGAGCCCUCCCUGCUGCGCUGCUCCCACAUCCGCUGGAACGUGCACAACUGCGACCACUCGGAAGACGCCGGCGCCCUCUGCGGGCUGCUAUGA